Leptonychotes weddellii (Weddell seal) is the source of this 456-nucleotide messenger RNA. NCBI's taxonomy places the organism in Eukaryota, Metazoa, Chordata, Mammalia, Carnivora, Phocidae. The record is from RefSeq and is a predicted model, not a curated record.
GAAAUGCGGAAUUCGGGGAGGGCGCGCGCGCUAGGGCUGUUGGAGGGUGGUCCGGCUCACAGGUCCUGACUGGGAAGAAGUCGGCAGGUCCUGGCAGGGGAGAGCUUUGGCGGUGACAACUCGGGGUAUAGGCGGCUUUAACGGGAUGGAGUCGCGAGUCGCGGGCGCCCAGGCCGGCGAGGCUGAGCGAGCUGUGGGCGAAGGCCCAGCAGACGGCGGCGCCUCUCGGGGGCUUCAAGUCUCGGAGCCCUUGGGAGCCGCCCGGUGGAAGCUCCUGCGGCAGGUUCUGAAGCAAAAGCACCUGGAUGAUUGCCUGCGACAUGUAUCUGUAAGAAGAUUUGAAUCAUUUAAUCUGUUUUCAGUAACAGAAGCCAAAAAAAGGGUAAAUGAAGAGGAAGUUGGUGCAUGGGUCCGAUAUACAAGUGUCUUCUAUCCUGAGUACAGUGUUUCUUUAAG